Molecule: messenger RNA, 4197 nt
Organism: Pelodiscus sinensis (Chinese soft-shelled turtle)
Lineage: Eukaryota; Metazoa; Chordata; Testudines; Trionychidae
Gene: CISH
Product: cytokine inducible SH2 containing protein
Biological process (GO): intracellular signal transduction; phosphatidylinositol phosphate biosynthetic process
Cellular component (GO): phosphatidylinositol 3-kinase complex
Molecular function (GO): 1-phosphatidylinositol-3-kinase regulator activity
Source: RefSeq, a predicted model, not a curated record
GCAGAGCUUUGUGGUCCAGCCCAGCUUUCCUGGAAAGUUCUUGGAAAUCUAUCAAAGGUAUUUCUUUGAACACAUAGGGAACGGCAGCCAAGUGCUUUAUAAAACAGAAAACAACUUACAACUUUUCAGCUGGGUCCCUGGAAGGAGAUGACCGAGUUGAUCUGACCUUGCUUUUUUCCUUGGGGAUUUUGGUAUCUUUUGGAGGCUUUUUUGCCCCCCAAUUCUCUGGAGUGCUGUGCUGACAUCAAGACGUCCAUUAUGGACACAUCUAUUUAUACUUUUUGUUUUUUAAUGUCAGAACAGUGAUGCGAAUACAAUACAAUUCCAGGAAUCCGUCACUUCCUGGAACAGAUUAAAAGGGGCAAACAAAAGAUUACUUAGCUGUGUUUUUUUUCCCAGAGCUUCAUUACUUCUGGAGCCAGUGUCCAAGCAGGUUGCUGCUCUCCCAGCUCUACAUUCAGGGAGAGAUUAUUUAUUGAUACCUAUUUAUUGUUAUUUCAGAGGUUCAAACCCUGACUUGAAAGGUUGUUCUGAAGGAGAAUUCGUUCCUUCUUUAAAAACCAUUUUUUCCUUUUCUCUGGUUAUUUUAUUUUUUUUCUUUUGAAUCAGAGCAAGAAUAUAUUUUAUCAUCUUCAAAAGCACCAAGACAGUGCACAUUUUCCUAGCUAAAGUUGCUGAAAAAUCCGUAAAGCUUCUUUCUGGGCAGUCUGAUUUGCUUUCUGCUUGGCUUCUCCGGGCGUGUGCUGUGGAAGAGGUUUGUUGAGAGCAGUCCAAUCUUUUCUUCCUGUGAAUUCCUAAGACUUGUCCUACCUCCUUCUGGGCAACAAAGGAGAAGGAGACAAGAAAAAGGGGAAGAUCAUUUUCCCAUCCUUUUGAAGACUUAAUGCUUUUUCCUUGGUCUUGGAGUGACAUGAUCCUCUGUGUUCAGGGACCCCAUCCUUUGCUGGCAGAGGAGAAGAUCAGGAGACAGUCACUCAGAGGCAUUGCAGUGAAUUUGUCGGAGCAGAUCAUGCAACCUCGCUCCGUUACGGUCUUCCAGGGAGAAUCCGCUCCUGCCUUUGUGGCGCCUGCUCCUGAAAACAACCUGCCUCGGAUGCGAGAUCCUGAAGAAGAUCUCCUAUGCAUUGCAAAAACCUUCUCCUACCUGCGAGAAUCCGGCUGGUAUUGGGGAUCUAUCACGGCCAGCGAGGCCAAGCAGCAUCUCCAGAAGAUGCCUGAGGGAACCUUCCUGGUACGGGACAGCACCCACCCCAGCUACCUGUUCACACUCUCUGUCAAGACCAACCGGGGCCCCACCAACGUGCGCAUUGAAUAUGCUGACAGCAAGUUCCGGCUCGACUCAAACUGCCUGUCCAAACCCCGCAUCCUGGCCUUCCCAGAUGUGGUCAGCCUUAUCCAGCACUACGUCACGUCCUGCACAACGGAGAACAAGAACGAGGCCCCUUACCCACCAGCCUCGCCCCUGUCCAAUCUGAUACGGCCGCUCGGCCGCAAGGACAGUGCCCCCAGCCUACAGCACCUGUGCCGGCUACAGAUCAAUAAAUCGACAGCAGAGGUGGACCAGCUGCCCCUGCCCAGGCGAAUGGGGGACUAUUUGAAACAAUAUCCCUUUCAGCUCUGAGGGGUGGCCGCUGGGUCUCAAACAGACAGACUGGACUCUCGAUGUCUUUAUGUCUCACUGAAGCACGGCAUCCAGGAGCGUACAGCAAAGACAUGGUCCUCAGCAGUGACUGUGUCCACUUUUCCUCUCUCCUCCCCCAAUUCCAUUCCUACCCCAGGGAGGGAGCUGGUUGUACCAGUGAACUGUGGGACUCAAUCCAACCUCUGAGCCUCAGAGGCUUGAAGGACGUGCUCUUGAGAGGUGCACACUACUUGAAUUUCUGGGCUGCCGUGACGUUAGGAGUACUGCCGUUGUUCUUAUCACUAUUUAUUUCCUGGGUAACCUCUCUCCUGAUAUUUUCAAGCGCCUUUUAGUCCCUUGUUUUUGUUUCUUUUCCAUUCAAGGAAGUGGGGGUGGACCCAGGCUAGAAUCAAGGCUCCCAACUCAGACCUGACCCGACACUCUGGGGCAGUUUGGAUCUGGAUUUCAGUGUCCCCACCUUGAGCUGGUCUUUGCAGUAGGCCAUUCUGAAUUCCACAUCCAAACACCUCUGGAAGCCUGGGGAAACUGAGGUUCAGACCAGAGUCUAGAUCGCAAUGUUGGCACCAGAGCCCUCUCUCUGAAACGUGUGGUCUAUCUCCUUUUUUCACAAACUAGAAAUGGGCUGGAAAUUCUGUGACCUCAGAGCGUACGGGUGGCAGGCGUCUGUGGAUCUCACUGGGACCUCACCACUGAGGUGACCCACGGGUGGGAGGAUCUUUGGAGAAAACCACCUUUCCCUGGCAAGUUCUUACCACAGAUUCUGGAUACUGAGUUGGGGACAAGGAGGCCCUGCUCAGUUCUCCUCUAUCCUCUCUUUAAAGGAAGUUCCCAGUAACGCUUUUAAAUCUAAGCCCCCACAUGUGGCUCACAUUCUCUUGCCUUCAGUGCCACGCUCUUGGCACGGCCUUGGCCUUGGUGAAGCAGGAAGGAAGGUAGUGGCACCCUGGCCCAGGCUCUGCUCAGCUGGCAUUUAUUUAUUUAUUCUUUCAGUGGCACAGAAAAAAUCCACACAUACCCCUGCUGCAUCCUCAGCGUGGUGCCAAAUAACCAUCCCCUCCUACCCCAUCCAGCACCAAGUGACUAGCCAACCACCACGGGGCAGCUUCACUCAGAACCGUGUGUUAUUGCGGUGUCCCCUCUUUCAUUCCCUAGUAGCCUCUGCUCACUGGAAGGAGACUGACUCUAACCAAUGUCAGUAUUGCUGUUGUACCCCAGAGCAGAAACAGCAGUUGAGCAUCUUCCCCUUUGCCAGGGUCUGCACCCCUCAGCCCUCCCUGCCCCCUCCCCCAGACCUCUGCCUGUGGAAUCCAUGUCUUAUCUAGCCCCGGGGUUUCAAAAUGAACCUGCUACCCCAACCCCCUUCACCCCACCCCCGCCCAGUAAGUCGGUCACAAUGGGCCCCGCCAUCCCCUGCAGAAGGAGGAGACAAGGAGCAGGUGAUCCUGCCCAGCAAAGUGCAUGGAAGGGAGGAGACUGCCUUGUGUGUGGCAUCAUUAGCUCCCCCACUUGCCCAGCCUCACAGUGACCAGUCCACAGGACGGUGGGCGUGGGGGUGAGGAAGAUGCACCUGGAAAGGGGAUGCACAGGCCCUGCGGGCUGCUCUUCUCCACAGCAUCUUCCCUUACCUCUGAACCCCCAGAACUGGUGGCCCUGGCCUCCAUAGAUCUCAGCGCUGGCUGUACGUGGGAGGAGAAAUCCCAGCUUGCUUAGCAAGCUGGAAGGGGAGGAUGAAGAAAUGGGACAUCGCCUCAGGGGAUAAGUGUCUAAUAGCCCAAGAGGCAGUGGGGCCCAGUGCCUUCAGGCAACACCCAUUUCCUGUCAUGAUUUCACAGGAGGGGAGUAUUGCUGGCUUGGAGUUCCAUGCUGCCGCCACUGACCAUGUGCUGCGUGAGAUCAGGUUGCCCUGUUACUGCCUCCCUGCCCCCCCCCGACAGGGGCUGUGGGACCGCAACCCAACAGAGCAUGGAAAUUCAAAAGCAAACAGCAAAUACAUGUAAAAAUACCUCCUUAAGGCCACUGAACAAGGCUUCCUUUUAGCCGCGCUCAUGUUUGCCGGGGGCAAAGUGGAGGGUGCAGCGGAGGGUUGGAGACCAGGAAACCCCACUUAUAGAUGAUGCAAUAAUCCCUGUGGGAAACCCGUACAACUGGCCAAGCAGAAACGUGGUCACUCUGGGGAAGGCUCCAUCACUGCCAUAGUGUGUGUUGUGAGAGGGUGGGUGGUUCUGCUUCCUGAACCAGCCCACAGUGACCCCUAUUCAGCUGUGUCUUAGCAACUGACCUUUUCUCUCUGGAGCUGGGGAAGGAAUCAAGCCUGCAGGUUUCUGAGCUUUUGCCCAAAUUGCUCCUGGGGGAGGAAGGGAAGCUGAGUGAGGGAAGAGGCUAACAAUGCAUCAUGCUUGGUCUAUCUGACAGUGAGUGGAUGACCAGGGAGAAUGACCAGGGAGAGGUGCAGACUGUAAGCUCUUAUGGGCAGGGAUGCUCUCUGGUAUGUUUGUACAGCACUGAGCUCAUGGGGCCGCCGGGUGCUACUGCAAUAUAAAUAAUAAAUAAUAAUA